Molecule: messenger RNA, 1011 nt
Organism: Carya illinoinensis
Lineage: Eukaryota; Viridiplantae; Streptophyta; Magnoliopsida; Fagales; Juglandaceae
Exons: 2
Coding region: 1-1011 (336 amino acids)
Molecular function (GO): RNA-DNA hybrid ribonuclease activity; nucleic acid binding
Source: RefSeq, a predicted model, not a curated record
AUGGGGAAGGUAAAAUUUUUCAUUUGGAAAGCAAUCUCAAACCUACUUCCUACAAAGGAAAAUCUCUACAAUAAGAAGAUCUCAGAAAACCCUUUAUGUCCAGUGUUCAACAAUAUUGAUGAAGCUGUUUUGCAUGGUCUUUGGGAAUGUUUGGCAGUGCGGGAUGUUUGGGGGGAGAGGGACACACCAGUUUCCAAAUGGGGCAAGAGUUUUGAUAAUUUUGUGGAUCUGUGGACUGAGUUUAGUUGCAAACUUGAUGCAGGGGGUCUUGACCUAGUUUCAGUAAUUUGCUACAAAAUUUGGCUUAGAAGAAAUGAUUUGAUUUUUAGGAACUUGUUCAGUGGACCAAAACAGAUUAUUAAAGCUGCAUGCUCUGACAUCGCAGACUUCUCCAUGGCUCAUACGAAGCCUAAGGAAAGGCGGGAUACAGAUGUGCCUCCAGCUGAAGUGCCCUCUUGGAAACCUCAGACUUACGCACGGCUUAAGGUCAAUUAUGAUGCUAGUUUCCUCAAACCAAUAAAGAAGAUGGGGCUGGGUAUUGUUAUACGAGAUUCAAGGGGGGAUCCACAGGUGAUGUUAGCUGGCCAAAGAGAACCUGUCAACUUAGCCUUCCUAGCCAAAGGUUAUGCUUUACUAAGAGCCUUCUCUCUAUGUGCUGAGCUAGGAAUAGACGAGGCAAAUUUUGAGGGGGAUGCAAAGUUGGUUAUAGACGCAAUCUCAGAUCCUUCCCCAGAUUCUUCCUGGACCGGGCAACUCAUUGAAGACCUCAAGCAAGGGCUGUUGUCAAAGCCAAACUGGAAACUUUCUUUUGUCAAAAGGGCUGGUAACAAAGUAGCCCAUGAAUUAGCUAAAUUAGCUCUAUCUCUAGUGAAUGAAACUGUCUGGAUGGAGGAUGGGCCGUCUGUGGUUGCACCUCACAUUGUUCUGGAAAAACUUUGUGAUUUCAGAAUGAUAGAAGUUUCAUUUGAUUCUAAGGCAGCUAAUUCAAUGGACAUAGCAUCUCUCCAAUGA